This is a messenger RNA of Salvia miltiorrhiza (redroot sage), 1348 nucleotides long. Its product is annotated as geranylgeranyl transferase type-2 subunit beta 1. Bases 246 to 1187 code for a protein of 313 amino acids. Gene Ontology annotation, molecular function: Rab geranylgeranyltransferase activity. Gene Ontology annotation, biological process: protein geranylgeranylation. The record is from RefSeq and is a predicted model, not a curated record. NCBI's taxonomy places the organism in Eukaryota, Viridiplantae, Streptophyta, Magnoliopsida, Lamiales, Lamiaceae. Gene Ontology annotation, cellular component: Rab-protein geranylgeranyltransferase complex. The transcript has 10 exons.
CAAAUGUAUUAAAAAUGAAUAAGUAGAAAGAAACGCAUCUCUCUGGCUCUCUCCGCCUCCCUCUCUCUCUCACCAUCUGACUCUCUCGUUGCGCUCGCCGCCGGUCUCACCGCCGCCGCCCGGGCCGCCCGGACCCGCCUCCUCCGUCAGCAGCGCUGCAAGUCUGCAGCAGUCAACCUCUCCAGCUGCACCAGUCAGGCAGACAGCAGUGCGCUUCUUCGGCCUUCACAGCAGCAGCCAGCAGAAUGGGGGAGCUCAUGGUUGAAAAGCAUAUCAAAUAUAUCUUAUCAAUUGAAAAGAAAAAGGAUGAUUUUGCGUCUGUGGUGAUGGAGCACCUGAGGUUAAAUGGCGCUUAUUGGGGAUUGACUACUCUUGAUGUUUUAGGAAAGCUUGAUGCAGUGGAUCAAGAUGAAGUUAUUUCGUGGAUCAUGCAAUGUCAGCAUGAAUCUGGUGGCUUUGGUGGUAAUGUAGGGCACGAUCCUCAUCUUCUCUACACACUAAGCGCUAUUCAAGUUUUAGCACUAUUUGACAAGAUAAAUGUUCUUGAUAUUGAGAAGGUUGCCAGUUAUAUUGCAAGCCUUCAAAAUGAAGAUGGAUCAUUUUCUGGUGACAUUUGGGGUGAAAUAGAUACCAGGUUUUCUUAUAUCGCGAUAUGUUCUCUCGCAUUACUACAGCGUUUGGAUAAAAUAAAUGUAGAAAAAGCUGUAGAGUACAUUGUUAGUUGCAAGAAUCUAGAUGGUGGAUUUGGAUGCACACCUGGAGCAGAAUCUCAUGCAGGACAAAUUUUCUGCUGUGUGGGAGCUCUUGCUAUCACUGGUUCUUUAGAUCAUGUUGACAAGGACCUCCUUGGAUGGUGGCUAUGUGAACGACAAGUAAAAUCCGGAGGUCUGAAUGGGCGUCCUGAGAAGCUUCCUGACGUCUGCUACUCAUGGUGGGUUCUUAGUAGUUUGAUUAUGAUCGAUAGAGUUCACUGGAUCGACAAAAAGAAGCUUGUUAACUUCAUCUUGGACUGCCAGGAUAAAGAGAAUGGUGGAAUCUCGGAUAGGCCCGAUGAUGCUGUUGAUGUCUUCCAUACCUAUUUUGGUGUCGCUGGUCUUUCACUUCUUGAAUAUCCUGGACUCAGAGCUAUAGAUCCAGCUUAUGCACUACCUGUGGAUGUUGUAAACAAAAUUUUCCUCACCAAAUAAAUGUAGCAGCUGAAACCUCAUAGUUGGUUAAUAAUUUUUUAGUGCUACACAUAUUUCUCUUUUGGCUAUGAAUUAUAUUGAUUAUUCAGAAACAGAAUUGUCUUCAUCAAUGUUGAUAUACAAUUGUUGUUAGUUCUGCAUACUUCAAAAAUAUGCUGAAA